UUCAAUAAAAAAAAAGUUCGCAAACCGUCGUUAAAGGGAGUCGUGUUGGUCGUUUGGUUCCGGAAUGCGCAAGAACUUCCGUGAAAAAUUGUGAGCAUAUUUGUACUCCAAGUGCAGUCGAAAGCAAAAACUUCCUUAGUGGUGAUUUGGGUCAGAAAACCAGUACAAGGUAUUUAACCAAAGUGAAGGUUGCCUAGGCAAGUUGAACAAUUUUCUUUCGAGAUUUUUAUCCUUAGGUCGUGCUGCAGUAAAAUGAAUCACAACAACAGCAGCCGCUACACAUCGUUUGCGUUUACCAGCGGCAGCGGUGGUUUGGGUGGCCGAGCCGAGUUGAGUAGCUAUAAUUUGAGUCGCACUCUUAGCAGCCCAAUGGCAGAAUCGACUCACCUUGACACUAGUGGCGCUCGAGGGAAUUUGUACGGUAGUCCAAUUCGACAGCAUCAACAACAGCCGAUGGGAGUGAUUAAACGGAAACCAACGUCUCCGUUGCAGAAUCGGUCUGGUUUCGCCCGGAGCAAUGGGAACUUGACGGCUGUCGCAUCGACUUCCGCAUUGAACCGGAUCGAUCCACUAAUUUACACCGAUGCGCAGAGCCGUGGUUUGGUUACUAGGCUGAUCAAAUAUCACGAUAAAACUCAGUCGCCGUUGAACCGAAGUCAAUCUAUGAAUAACUUGUACACGAAGCCUGGUCAAUUUCCUGUAGUACACCUAAAGAAGACGGAAAUUAAGUACUCCCCUCGGCGAAAUAACUCGGUCACAUCCGUACGGAUUGCUCCUCCGGAGAAAUCGGUUUUUCAGGCCAACACUAGGUCGAAUAUUUUGCGUGCUGGCUCGCUGUUAAUCCCGGCGGAACCGCAUCUGAAAAUGGCACGAACCCAGGGUGGGAAAGAAAUCGACGCGGAAAAUCGGGUGAUUGCUCCAACAGCUGAGCUGGAAACGGCCCCGACCAGGAGUGUACUGGACGCGUUGAAGGAAAUCUCUCGCAAACGAAUUAACAACGAGGAACUGGACGCAGAUCGGAUUAAGAAACAGUGUAAGGAACUGUCGGAGGUUGACUCGGGUGGUGGCAUAGGAGGGGUAGGGACAAAGCGCACCCGCGAACUGGCCGGCUCUGCGUCACCUCCCUCGCAAGGUUCGCUAGAUCAGCAGAAAAAGCGGCUGUGCAGUAAGAAUAACGACAUUUCAAGUUCGCUCAGUUCCAGUCUGGUGAUGAAUACGCCAAAGCGGGCGGCAGAUACGGGACCACCCCGACCGGGAAGGUUAAAUAUUGAUCAGACAUUUUCAACGCCGGCGGCUCCGAAUUUGACCGCUGCUGAAACGAGGGAAACGGUAAAAGUGCCUCCAGUUGAGGUAGCUCCGCUGCCUACAGUGGUUAGCGUUAGAGCAGAAAUGCUUCCACCACCAGCACAGCAGCAGCAAAAACAACCGAAAUUGACUUUGUUUAACAAAAAGUACGAUGAAACCGUGGUUCGUCCAGCUUCUACGGAUAGCGAAGAUCAAGGUGAUGAAGAUGAUGAGCUCGGUACGAGAAUCAGUUUUAUAAAACCAAAAGAUCGAUCACCAAUAUUGAGCAGUGACAAAAUUGCACUUAAAAAAGUUGAAAGAUCUAAAUUGUCGCUGAUAUUGAGUUGCCUGAGCGAUAAUCUGGACAGUGAGAAUGAAGCGUCGUCGCCACCGCAAAAUAUGGUGUUUGCAAAGGACACGGUAGAUGCAGCACCGAAGGUGACUGAAAAGAAACAAGAAGAGGUGGUUGUUCCGAAGUUGUCCGGUAUAUCUGCGUUAAUUAACAGCCCUAUUAAGGACCCUGGUUUAGGAAAAAUAGAACCGAUACUCAAACCAACGGAGACGGUAAAAAGCACUGAAAUCCCGAAACCAGCAGGAGGAUUUACGCUUGGAUCAGCCACUGCUACGCCGGCUGUUGGUUCUCAAGCAGUUUCCAAACCGGUCGAGACAAGUUUUGCAUUUGGAACACCAACCAAAGCCGCGGAAGUUUCGUCUGGAGGAUUUACGUUUGGCACCCCAUCAACGCCUCAAAAGUCGGAUGCCCCUCCGAGUUAUAAUUUCUCAUCUACGGUUAAAGAUUCUACGGAAGUUCCGACCACAUCAAGCACUGCAGUAAGCACUGCGCCACCGGUAAUAUCCAGCAGUAACGCAAAUGCUACCGUGGCCACACCUAAUCUCAUCAGUUUUUCGCCGGCACCGGUCAAGCCUUCUGCUGAAAAACCAGGCUUCACACUCCAGACAACAAACUCCACAAUUACACCAAAUCAGCCUGCAGCAGUUUUCGGCAGCGGAAGUGGUUUCAGUGCAUUCAAACCUCCAAAUCCUUCAGUUGCAUCAGUAUCAGCAGCAGUAACGAAUACAACAACCAGCGAUGCAUUACCAGGUGCUUUUGGUAAUUCAAUUUCAUCCGCAACAUCAACAGCUUCUUCCACUGCGUUUAAAAGUGGGAGCUUUUCAUUCGAGGCUACCCCCUCGAAACCCAGUACAACUAGUGCGAGCGGUUUUUCGUUUGGCGGCAACGCAACUACAAAUCCUCCAACAGCAGCCGUUAUCCCAACUGCAGCCACGACAGUCUCCACGAAUCCGGCCUUUGGCAGUUUCCGAACUACUGCAGCACCAACUGCGAUUACUGCUCCAACCUUCGGUACCUCAGCCACUGCUUCAACAUUCGGUUCAAACCCGUCGGUUCCUACCUUUGGGUCCAACAACGCGUUCGGUAGAUUUGGAGCCAACAAUAGCAGCACUUCCACUUCUACCAGUAACGUAUUUGGUGCCUCUUCCACGACUACAACCGCUAAAACUGGAACCAAGCCGCCUACUUUCGGUCAAUCAUCGCUCGAUUCAAGCUUCUCAUUCAAAGCUAACCCCGUUACGACAACGGUCUCCGUGCAGCCUUCCAACCCUCAGCAAAAUCUAAACAGCUCUUUUUCAUUCGGAGCACCUGGAAAUACCAACACCACCACGACCAAACAGCAACCGAUGAACAUUUUCGGAAGUGCGAUUGCUAACAACACUAACAACAAAAACAAUAGUACUUUUGGUGCCAUCGCUGCUACCAACCCAAUACCAGCAGGCACAUUUGGAGCAGCCAGCAGUGCCUCUUCGGGAGCACCAACAAACCAAUCAACUCCGUUCGGUACUGGGAGCAAUAGCAACAACAGCAGUUCUUCAGUCUUUGGUAGCUCUGCAAGCAGCACGGCUCGAGGAAACGCCACUUUUGGUGCCGCACCGGUGUUUGGAACGGCUUCUGGCUCCGUGGCACCAGCGACAGCACCCAGUACCGUUUUCGGCAAUGCUUCAAAUUCAAACCCCAAUCCAUUUGGGUCGACGGGUAGCAUGUCUCAUACUGCGGCAGGAAUGUUUGGUUCCUCUGUCACCUCACCUGUUAGUAACAACAAUAACAACAGUAAAAAUCAAAUGGCAUCCAGUGGAAGUGCCUUCACCUUCGGGUCUUCAAGUUCAGCCGCCACCCCAGCAGCAGCAGCCCCCCAGAUGGCUUCUAAACCAUUCGCCUUCGGUGGGCCUAAUAAUAACAGCAGCAUAACAAGCCCUGUAGCGGCUGUUGGAAAAUCCAACAGUUUCUCAUUUUUGGCUGGAUCAAACACAGCAGUACAACCUACUGCUCCUUCAACUGGGAGUUCUUCCGCCUUCAGCUUUGGAGCUGCUGCAGCUAAUAACAACACGAGCAAUGCGGCAGCUUCAAACGCGACAUUUGGAAGCGGCACCGGAAACUCCUUUACAUUCUCUUCCAACGCGCCCGGUGCAAACAGUCCCAAUCAAGCAACGGUGAAACCGUUUUCUUUCGGUGGAGCAAGCAACGCCAAUCAAUCAUCAGCAGCAAUUUCGGCACCAGCUUCGGCGGGAGGAAUUUUCGGUAGUGCCACGCCUAUCGCUGCGGUAUCACCAUCGCCGCCGGCGUUUAACUUUUCCGCCGGAAGCAACCAACCGGGUGCGUUCUCGUUCAAUAGUCCAGCGGCCGCCCCGCUUGGCGGUGGUGGUCCCUUCUCGAUACCGAAUGGCACAGCAGCGGCAGCACCAGCACCAAUGUUUAGCAUAGGAACAGGCGGCGGUAAUCAGCUACCACCAAACCGAAGGCCCAUCCGACAAGCAACUCGACGACACAAAUGAGAGGCAGCGAAAGGUCUACCGUCUUGUAUGACAGUGAUUUAGAUGUUAAUAUUUUUUUCUGUUCUGGCUUUUUGUAUCAGUGUAUAAGUAUAUACUUCGUUCAUUAAUUUUGCAUAUUAGGAGCAAGGGUCUAGCAAACAGAAGCUGUUUUUCUAUUGUAAAAACACAACUCAAACCGAACCAACCAAAUUGAUUGGGACGAUAGUGUCGUCGAUAUAGUAAUAAAUUACUCGAACUAUAA
Molecule: messenger RNA, 4372 nt
Organism: Wyeomyia smithii (pitcher-plant mosquito)
Lineage: Eukaryota; Metazoa; Arthropoda; Insecta; Diptera; Culicidae
Product: streptococcal hemagglutinin
Exons: 4
Coding region: 253-4131 (1292 amino acids)
Source: RefSeq, a predicted model, not a curated record